Cyprinodon variegatus (sheepshead minnow) is the source of this 801-nucleotide messenger RNA. It is a transcript of the gene msrb1, whose product is annotated as methionine sulfoxide reductase B1. Lineage: Eukaryota; Metazoa; Chordata; Actinopteri; Cyprinodontiformes; Cyprinodontidae. Gene Ontology annotation, molecular function: peptide-methionine (R)-S-oxide reductase activity. The record is from RefSeq and is a predicted model, not a curated record. The transcript has 4 exons.
UUUCUCGCGUUUUGUUUCAGUGCGGCACAGAAGUAGUUCACCCGCAGCGAUGUCGUUUUGCUCUUUUUUCGGCGGAGAGGUCUUUAAAGACCACUUCAAACCAGGGAUUUAUGUUUGCUCCAAGUGUGACCAUGAGCUGUUCUCCAGUCGCUCCAAGUAUGAGCACUCCUCUCCCUGGCCGGCCUUCACAGAAACCAUCCAUAAAAACAGUGUAUCCAAAUAUGAGGAGAGGCCUGGUGCCUAUAAGGUCAAGUGCGGUAGCUGUGGAAACGGACUGGGGCAUGAAUUUGUGAAUGACGGUCCGGCCAAGGGGGUUUCCCGCUUCUGAAUAUUCAGCAGCUCACUGAAGUUCGUCCCUAAAGAUAAGGUUGAUGGACAAUAAGGUGAGCUGUGAAGAGCUGAAGGAUUAGAAGCUUCUCUGUUCUGCUCUUGGUGCAGGCAAUGAAUGACAUGUUCUGGGACAAAGUCCUAUAGGAAACCCCAGGACUCUGAUGAAUAAUGGCCUCACCAGAGAGCAAGGACGAGGGUGGUGGAUGGAAACCCUUCAAUUAUGCACUUAACACAGAUCAAACUAAUAGACCUACCGUACAAAAUCACACCGUAAUGCAAACACAGACUUUUAAUAACAAGUUGGUGUUUUCUCUUCCAACCUGUGAGAAAGAAAUGAGAGAAAUCUUUUGUAGAGGUCAUCAUGAUAUUUUUUUUAUCGUAUAAGAUGUAAUGAUAAUUAGCUUAUCCUAUGAAAUACUUAUUUUAUGCAGACUGUGGACAUUGUUUCCGAUUGUUUGAAAUAAAAUAAUA